Molecule: messenger RNA, 1432 nt
Organism: Drosophila suzukii
Lineage: Eukaryota; Metazoa; Arthropoda; Insecta; Diptera; Drosophilidae
Source: RefSeq, a predicted model, not a curated record
UGAACGGGUUUUCCAUAACAAACUACAACAGCACUCAGAAUAGUCGUGGCACUUAUCGAAUAGAUUGUGCAACAGCAAGUAGAAUGACUGACAAGAUAGAUGCGGAACAGUUUAAUGACGAUGAACUGGAGGCCCCGGCUUGGCUGAAUCCCCAGUUUAUAGGAGAAAUUCUAAGCGCGUACGAAGAGGCCCCGGAACUGAAAGUGAUCGAUCUAAAGAUCACACCCGCGAGUUUUCAAGGAGAUCACUAUGCCAGCGUUAUGUUCCGCACUACUGCUGAGUAUACCACCUCAAAGGGCAAGUUUAGUAAGCCCCUUAUUAUAAAGACGAUGCCAGAGCAGGAGGGACACAAAAAGGACAUGCUAAGCGAAUCGCAUAUAUUCGAAACCGAGAUUGGAAUGUAUUGCCAGGUGCUUCCGGAAUUCGAGAGGAUUCUACGGGAGGCAGGGGAUAACACAAAGUUAUUUGUGCCCUGCAUCUAUCACAGCCUGGAUCCCCGUAGGGUAAUGAUAUUCGAGGAUCUGGUGCCACAAGGAUACUCAGUGAUUCGGGAUCGUCCUGUUGCACUGGAGGAACUCAAAACAGCCUUUUCCAAGCUGGCCAAAUGGCAUGCAGUUAGCAUGAAAGUUAUUAAUGAGCAACCUGCCUUUCUAAGGGAUUUCAAAUAUGGCUUAUUUGAUAUGCCCACCAUACAGAAUGACCCUUUCGUUACUACUGGCAUGAAGAGCUUUAUUGAAAUGCUGGACAACUUACCCGACCUAAAAAAGUAUAAGCCCUAUUUUCAACAAAUUCAAGACAAACUUGAAAGACUGGAAGCCGAGAUGCAAGAGUACCACAAAAACCGACGGAACGAUGGGUACUAUGUUCUGUGCCAUGGUGACUUCCAUCUUCGCAACAUGAUGUUUAAGAACAAUAAGGAAACCGGAAACCACGAGGAUACAAUGCUGGUGGACUUCCAGUUAAGCAACCUUUGCCCCAUUACCGUUGAUCUAACAUAUUCCAUCUAUAUGUUAAUGGAGCCCGAACAGCGCCGGGAUAUGGGAAAGGACUUAAUUAACUACUACUUUACAGUUCUAGUAGCAACUCUCAAGAGCAUUGGAUACAAAGGUGAUAUGCCAACCCAAGCAAAACUCUGGGAGCAAAUUCAUCGCAAUAAGUACUAUGAUUUCUUUUUGAUAAGCACUUUCCUCCCCCUGAUUUUGGCGAUCAAAUCAAACACUUUUAAAAUGCAUGACCUCAUCCAUCCGGAAACUCGUCAAAAGACAUACUUUUUGGAUACAUACGUUAAAGAUGUUACCAAACUUUUGCCCAAGUUCGAGAAGCUUGGUUAUUUUAAGGGUCUAUAACUAAGAAUAGAAUUUAAUUUUUAGUUUUAUACUGCAUGAUGAUUUAUCUGUUAUAUUAAUAUUUGAAAUAAAAAUGUUUUGCUUAA